Molecule: messenger RNA, 8833 nt
Organism: Protopterus annectens (West African lungfish)
Lineage: Eukaryota; Metazoa; Chordata; Ceratodontiformes; Protopteridae
Gene: WNK4
Product: WNK lysine deficient protein kinase 4
Exons: 20
Coding region: 517-5079 (1520 amino acids)
Biological process (GO): monoatomic ion homeostasis; intracellular signal transduction; renal sodium ion absorption
Cellular component (GO): cytosol; cytoplasm
Molecular function (GO): potassium channel inhibitor activity; protein serine/threonine kinase activity; ATP binding
Source: RefSeq, a predicted model, not a curated record
AGGAAUGAAAGCUGUGUAAUAUUGCUUGACAGUACAUCUGACAGCAGUUUUCAACUGGCAGUUUACUGACUCUUUGGAGCCGGAGCUAACCCCUGCUCGACAGAUACUAGAUUGUGACCAAACUGAUUCCGUGUGGCAAGUCCAUGGUCAGCGAAGUAUGGGGUCAGUGUGAUAAGUGACAGUCAAUGAUCUGCUGCAGUUUGUAAGUCGCUGCACACUAAAGUCUUCACAAAUUAUCGGAACUAUUCUACUGUUGUAAGCGUCUGUAUAUCAUUUUGGGGUGCAGAAAGGGAAAUCAUAGAGUGUUGCGCAGCUGCUGCUGCCCCCGACCUGCAGACAUGGCGCUGUUAAAGACAAUCUGGACUUAGGUGGUAGUGCGUGGAGUUAAGGCUCUGGAAAAACGAGGACCAGUGAUCAGAAGGAACUGUAUGCUUAUGACAUACAUUUUUUUAUUUUAACAUCUAACAUUGGAGACGUUUGAUCAGCGGUGAAACGCCUAACAAUGCUCGAGAAGUCAUGUCUGAGGCACAAGUGGACCUAAGCGGAAUCCCAUACCCUGUGGGGCUAGAAGAAGGUCUGCCACUGAACUCCCAGAGUUGGGUAUCCAAUAGACACAACUCCUACAAAUUAAGCCGCCGAAAUCCUCCAGAUUUACUUGAUAACAUAAGUUUAUCUUGGCAACCCGAAUCCCAAAUGGUGCUUGCCAAACAGGAGCACAGUGGUGCAGGUAUCUGUAGCCCCCUGGGCACACUGCCUUCCAUACAGCAGGGUGGGACUUCUGACCAAGGCAGGGAUGGCAGCACCAGUGGUGGCACGUCCCCGGUAACCACUGCGCAAAUGCCAGGUGCCUGCACUUCUGGAUCAGAGGAUGAGUGCAGCAACCAGAGGAAAAAAGCCAAGGGCAGCUUGUCUUCACGGUCCACGUCGGAAGACAAGUGCGAACAGCAGGAGGAGGAAGAAACUGAAAUGCAGGCAGUUGCCUCUUCACCUAACGGCAGGUACCUGAAGUUCAACAUAGAGAUCGGGAGGGGCUCUUUCAAGACAGUCUAUAAGGGUUUAGAUACAGAGACUACAGUGGAAGUGGCAUGGUGUGAAUUGCAGACUCGGAAACUGACCAAGGCAGAGCGUCAGCGGUUUAAUGAGGAGGUUGAAAUGCUGAAAGGUCUCCAGCACCCCAAUAUUGUACGCUUUUAUGACUCUUGGAAAUCUGUGGUGAAGGGGCAAGCAUGUACGGUUCUUGUGACAGAACUGAUGACUUCAGGGACUCUAAAAACCUACCUGAAAAGAUUCAAGGAGAUGAAAUUGAAGCUUUUUCAGAGGUGGAGUCGACAGAUCUUAAAGGGCCUUCAUUUUCUUCACACACGCUCUCCUCCCAUCAUCCACAGGGACCUGAAGUGUGAUAAUAUUUUCAUUACAGGGCCAACAGGUUCUGUUAAGAUUGGAGAUCUCGGCCUUGCAACACUGAAGUGUUCUUCUUUUGCAAAAAGCGUAAUAGGAACACCAGAAUUCAUGGCUCCUGAGAUGUAUGAGGAGAAGUAUGACGAAGCCGUGGACGUUUAUGCAUUUGGAAUGUGUAUGCUGGAAAUGGCCACGUCGGAAUACCCAUACUCAGAGUGCCAGAAUGCAGCCCAGAUUUAUCGCAAGGUCACCUCUGGCGUGAAGCCUGACAGCUUUUACAAAGUCAAAGUCCCUGAGCUUAAGGAGAUCAUUGAAGGAUGUAUUCAUAUGAACAAUCAGGAAAGAUACACCAUCCAGGAUCUUUUGGAACAUCCAUUUUUUCAAGAAGACACUGGAAUUCGUGUUGAACAAGCUGAGGAAGAUGAUGGUGUAAAAAAUACUCUUAAACUCUGGCUACGGAUUGAUGACGCAAAGAAGCUACAUGGCAAAUACAAGGACAACAAGGCAAUUGAGUUCCCUUUUGAACUGUAUAAAGACAUUGCAGAGCAGGUGGCUCAGGAGAUGGUAGCUCUUGGGCUUAUAUGUGAAGCUGACUACAAGAUUGUUGCUAAGGCCAUUCGAGACAGAACCUUGUCCAUCAAAAAGAAACGGGAGAAGCAGAAACUUGUCAGGGAGGAGUUGCGGAAAAAGUCCCAAGAAGCACAGAUGCAACGCACUGUGCAGAUCAUGGAAGAGUAUCGGACUUCACAAAACCAGAAGCAAGUUGGAAGCACAAAUCAGCUGCCAUCCCUUCCAGGGACUCCAGGUUCUACUCUCUCAAGGUGCAACUCUGCAGUUCCCCAUGAGUCUGAAGAGCCAGAGGCAGAUCAGCAGUCUCCUUUCAACUUUCGACUUGCCAGCCUCUCUUCAGCUCCAUCGGACUGUGAGUUGGAUGGUUACUUUAGCUCUCCAAGCUUCCAGGAUUCUUCAGAUGUUUAUCAUACACCGUCAAGUACUGUCUCACCAAUAGAGGGCAGUGUUGCCACAUAUGUCCAACCAGAAAUCCGAUUCCUCACAAGUUUUGCAGUGCGACCAAACUCAGAGAAUUUAUCCUCGGCAUCAGCAAGUGGAUUCACUACACCUGCAGACAGUUGCACUUCUGAUGUACAGAGUGAUGGAUAUGAAGGGUUGGCUUCAGGAGAUAAAAAUAAGAAACAGGUUGUCCGACGUUCUCCUGGAAAACUUCUGCGUAAGAGAUCAAGAUCCAGGCUCCGCAUCAUUGAGAUUAUGAACAAAGGUGACAGGGUGGUCGAGUGCCAGUUACUUACCUAUAACAACAAGAUGGUGACAUUCAAAUUUGACUUGGAUGGAGACAAUCCACAAGAUAUUGCAGCUGUGAUGGUGGAUAAUCGCUUCAUAUUACAAUCAGAGCGAGAAAACUUUAUUAACUGGAUCCAAGAUAUCAUCGUCAAAGCAGAAAACUUGCUGAAGAAAGACAACCAAGAGGGCAGCCAGGAUGCAGAGCAAAAUAUUAAGUCUGCAGAAGUGGUUUCACCAGGUCUACAGGCUGAUUUACAUUUGCAUGAAGUGUCACAGCGGCUUACAUCUUUUUCACUUAGUGAAUCUGGGUGCAGUCUUGUGUCUCCAUUCAGCCCUGGCUCCGACUGCGAAACAUGUGGCACCCCUGAUGUUUUGUCACCAACCGAGCCUUCCCCAACAUUGUCACAAAUCUUCAGAAGCCCCACAGAGUUCCCAACUACGGUUAGUGGAAAUGAAGGACCAUCUCUCCCAUAUCAAGAGUUCCCAACUAUGGUUAGUGGAAGUGAAGGACCAUCUCUCCCUUCCCAAGGCCCCUCCUUCUCACCUGCUGAUUCCCAGCUACAGCCACGGCGCCUUUUUAUCGAGACUGCUGCAGAUGUCUGUAAUGGGGAAUAUUUCCUAUUUAGCCCUACAUCUCUGCAAAGCAUUUCAGCAGCACUAUCAUCAGCAGUUCCAACAGAGAGCAUCAACAGCUGUCCUCAGAGCCCUGUCGUUCCCAUGUUCCCAGUAAUGUCACCACCUCAGGAAGGAAUUCUGCAACAAGUAACACAAAGAAACACCAUGCCACAGACUAUGGAUAACAUCAGCCCUCCUGCUGUGACAUCUCUGCAAUCAGUAGUGAACAUUCCUUGUACAUCAGUGUAUAAUAUGACAAAUGUAGUUACACUUGCUUCAAGUACACCACAGUUAUCUGUGCCAUCUAGAAGAACCAUCAGCCAUCAGGGCAGUGUGACUGAAAAUGGUGCACAAAUGACUAACUCAUCUCAAGCAAUAAAUCAGCCAAUUCCUUCAAUGGCAUCUACAAGAGUAAGUGAUGGGACAUGCAGACAGGGACAAACUGAAUAUAUGACUUUUGAACAAAGAAAACUGACAGAAAUGUCUUCACAAACUCAGUGUCCCUUCAUUUUAGAAAAUCCUGUCUGUACUGUACCACCAUGCACAGAUACAGAUGUUAUUUCUGUAAAUGGGAGUUUGCCGCAAAACUGUUCAGCACCACUGCCCAAUGUACUGUCUCCAGCCUCGCUGACAGCUCCUGUCCCCCACCGUGCCACAUCUUCUCUACAGGACUUUCAGCGGUCACUCUCACAGCUUUUAACUAGUCAAAGUAUACCCCUUUAUUCAAUGAGCUCACAUAAGGCACAGCAGGGAACUUUGGGAACAGCUAAACUUUCUGGAGCUGCCACUGUAGAUUCUGACACAAAGUCAUUCAAAGAAGAAAAAGUGAGUAGAACUAUGCUGCCUUCACAGAGGUCAUUUGAUUUGCCUGAUUCCUCUCCUGUAAAAGAAUCUCCAUUAAACACUCCAAGAGAGCCAUUGUCACCUGUAGAAGAAGACACAAAGGCCACAGUUGUGGGAAGAUUCCAGAUAACCCCAAUAAAGGAUUCAUCAAGUAAGAGUACAGAAGAAAUGAGUUGCAGCAGUCGAAGUGAAGACCAAACGCAGGUGUUUUCUGAACAGUACCCUGUCCCAGUUAAUUCCAAAGUAUCACAGCAACUGGAGACACAUGUAGACGUGGUUGGUAAUGGUGACAAGGACACUAACAUCACAAACACUAAACUGGAAUGUACCCCACUCCCCGAGUCAUCCAGUUCAACUUCUGAAAGCAGUGAAGAGGACUGCACAGAGCCCAGCUCUCAUCCAGCUGCAGAUACUUCAGUCCCAUUCCCUGAAGGAAACAGAUCUGCUGAACAAGUGAAUGAAACCGAGGCCACCAAAUUGUCCAGUGACAGCAGUGACAGUCCUACUUUGCCUACUCGACCUGUGACUACUUCCUGGAUGUUUUCAAGUUAUCGAGGCGCUUACGUAAGCACUGACGACACUGAGAGUGAGGAUGAGGAUGAGGAAAUGUGGGAAGAACUGCAGGCCCUCAGGGAAAAGCAUAUAUCUGAGGUGCAACUACUGCAGUCUGUACAGAAGAAGGAGAUUGAAGAUCUCUACGAAAAGAUGGGCAAGAUACCUCCUGCAGGGAUUGUGUCUCCAGCUACAGUUCUGUCCUGCCGUCAAAGACGAUUAUCUAAGGGAAGCUACUCCCAGUCUCGUCGCAACAGCUUACAACGCCCGGAGAUCAAGCAGCCAACAGGAAUGAUGCGCAGAAACUCCAUUGGUGGAACCAGCACCGGAUCCCCAGAACGAAGGCUGAAUAAAGGAAUGCUGUUUACCUGACUCUGUAUUAAACUGCCCAGUCUUUGGUGCAGCACAAAUCAUAAAGAAAUGAUUUCGUUUUUUGGCUACCUCAGGAAACUUCUGCACUUUUUCCUUUCUUCAUGAAGCUGUUACAGAUGUUAUCAAGCAGGAUGAAGCAAAGGACACAAUGGAAUGUACUGCAUUUAUUGCCAGCCAGCGCUUGCAAGGAGGUGCAAUUCAAAACGCCUUGCACAAGGGAGCAGUAUGAAUGUGAAUAGUGCUGUCACAUAGUAAGGAAUUCAGCUGCGGAGUGUCUGUCCCCAAGACAAGAGGGGGAUGUUAAUUUUACUACUGAAUGGUACAGUGAGUCGAUAUUUAUCCAGACCUGCAGUAUUGGGUUUGCAUUGGCAUAAGCACAGAGGAUGGUAGUCCUUUCACAUGCUCACUGAUACCCAUUCAGCUAGACUAAUGCAUAACACUAUCUUCUGCUUGUCUGUAAGUAUAAGCAACAGUUGUCACCUGCCAGGGACAGCUGUGAAUCAUGACUGAUGAAAACAUGCCAUUGCAAGCAGUCAGAGAAUAUCUUCUAUACCAUGUAUUUCAUGAUGUGCAAUAGUGAAGUUUAUGCUGACAAAAAGAAAACAAGAAGCAAAAGAAUGCAUUCAGUUUUAAAAUUCAAGUUUCCACACUGCGUCUCACUGUCAGGCUGUAAAGUGUAAAUCAGGAAUUCAUAUUAACAGAAAUUUGUAUAAUUUAUUUCACUUAACAUUGGCAGUAGCCAUUUGGUGAGAAGUGCAGCUCUGAAAUGUGAAAAUGUGAAGAACUGUUUGGACUUUUUUUUGGGGGGGGGCGAAGGACAGUAUUCAAAAAAUAGAAAAUACAACAUUUAAAAUUAAGAUAAUAUUUGUUAUAGCAUACUGACUUUAUUUUACUAACUAUGUAACUUUUAUGAUUCUAAUGUGACUUAAAGAAAGAUUUCUAUUUAAAAUAUGGGUCUUUUCAAGCCCAGUCUGAAACCAAAUAUGAAUGUUAACAUAUUUGUUCUGGUAACAAUCCCACAAGCCCCAGGGCUAACUUAGUUAACAUAAAAAAGGAGACACACAGCUAGGUUGCUAAAAUGAUACUAUGACUGGAGUGUGGCCGUAAAAUACAUGUGCAAUGAUUUCUUUCAGGCAUACCUGUCAACCUCAGCACAAGAAAUCUUGCCAAAGCUGAUAUAAUGGGUGGAUAAAGGCCUAAUAAAAGGGACAGAUUUUAAAUAUCACUUACAAACUUAGAAAGUUGAUAGAAUAACAGGAUUUGUCUUAACACUCAUUUUUCUGAAGGCUAUGAAGUCUGAAACAUAAAUGUAAGUCAUUAUUUAGUAACUUCAGUCUUCCAAUCACCCCAGUGAUUUGACUGAAAACCACAAGUUUUAUGAGAAACAGGCCAAAAAUAUGAGGCAAAAAUCUGGACAGUUUGAGAGGUAUCCUUUCAGGCACAGUGAGUGAAGAGCAUUCCCUAGUGUAAAACUCUAAGGACAAUUUUCAUCACGAUUACAGCAUUUCCAAUCAGGCAAUUUUUCUGAUUUUAUGUUUUUCUAUGCCAGUACAGAUCUUGCAAGGCACUUGUUGCAUGUUUGUUAUUUAUUAAAGACUGCAUCUAUAAAAUGCAUUAACUGUAGCAUCACUAAAUAUUAGGUCAUCUGGCACUCCAUGCAAGUUUAACAGACUGGCACCCCCUCCACCCAAUUAGUCCUAUGCACCUGUGCGCAGCAAUGACCUCUGUCUGCACCUGUGCAGAGCAACAGCAGGCUGGUAUUUGUUGAGGGAGAAUAAGUACAGUAUUGGUCUUCUGUUUUUUAUUUAAGAAGCCAGUGAUGAUAUUGUGGCUUCUUAAAUAAAUGCAUUUCACUAAAACACACAGCUACUGAAUGUGUGCAUUUAAAAACUGCAAUACCACUUGUAGCUUUUUAAAUAAAUGCCAGUACUGCACUUGCUCCCCAUUGGCAACUGCUGAUUGUGCACCCUAACAACUUGUACCCAGGUUUGCUGCUACAUCACCCCCACCCUAAUUACAGCUCUGUGUAAUGCACACACAGCAUGAUCUGCUGCUGAGAAUAGGAUGUGUUUCUUGUUUACAUUAUCAGGUUGAAUUACUCUUUAUAUCUUUGCACAGUUUGUAAAUUAAACUUGUUGGUACGAGCCUGUUAAGGAUUGUACAUAACUGGUCUUACAUGCCCUAAACUUUAUGAUCAGAUUAUCCUGUAAAGUUACUAACACUAUUUAAAGAUGGUUACACAGCCCAUACGAAGCUGUAAGGUCAGCAAGAAAAGUAUGGCCCCUUUAAAAGAGUACUGUGCCCCACAAAGACUUUUCUCCAUAGUAUUAAAAAAAUAGACAUUUUACAUGCCUCACUACUCUGCAGUUUUCUGAAAUAACCUCUUCAACCCUAUCAUUAAUUUUGUGCAUGUGUGAUUACAGAUGUAUGCCUCAUAUAUUCAACUUGCUGGAAUUCAUAGGGCAGAAACAGAUUUAUGCCACACAUUUAACUUGCUGGAAUUUAUGGGGUGGAAAUCUGAAAUUGCACUAGCUGUGCUACAGAUGUGGACAGAAUUCAACAUUUGUGAGAGAAUUUGCUUAAAAAUAUCCAUGGUGCUGUUGGGCAUCUGAGGCAGGUAAUGUGCCCUUUUUAUAUAACAUGGAAAAAGUAUUUUCAGGGAUACAGUAUUCCUUUACUACCAUACCUCUCUGUUGAAAUUAUGGUGAUCUGGAAGCACAAUGCUUUAGCGUAACAGAAUUAUUAGGCACCAGAGCUGUAUCUGGUUUAUCUAGCACCUGGUGCCUGCCCCAUUCCGGAGCUCCAUCUGCGUGCUACAGUAGAUUACACCACAAGAAGAGCUGAAUGCUUUUCUGUACAGACAUUCAAAAAAUAAUGCAAGAACUGCACCUCCCAGUCAUGCCCCCUUGUGCUCAGAGCAGCUGCCCCCUUCACUGCACCUUUGCUAUGGUUCUUUUAGGUAUAAACAUACUAAUCAGCAAUGGAAUAUUAUUAAAACUGUUUCGCUAGGUAUUUCCAGUUGUGGGUGCAUUGCAUUUAAAAAGUCCUUUCAAAUUUAAUCUACAACAAGCUCUCAGCAGGCCAGUUUUGUAUAAAGAGAUAUAAUUAGGGUGGGGCAAAGUGGUGGCUAUCCUGGGCACAAGCUGUAAGGGGGCAAUUGGCAGUUACUGAUGAGGCACAAUUGCAAUACCUGCAUUAAUUUUUAGAAGCUGCAGGUGAUAGUGUGGCUCCUUAAUACUGGGUGCCUCAUUAGAAAUUGCUGUCAUUGUACCACAGUUAUGAACCUGAAAAUAUAUUUAACUUUGGGAAGACUAUUUUUGGUCUUCAAUUUCAGGUUAAUGGGGUGCCAGUCUGGGGAUCUACCUAGGUUACCAGAUCACCUAGCAAUAGCUCUGAUUGUGUAUGAUAUGAUAUGACCUUUCAAGUUAAUAUGUAACUACCUAGCAUCAAAAUUACAUACACAUUAAUAUAUUUAAUAGUAAAGCAGGACUUUUGGCAGCAUGUACCACACUAGCUUGCUUACACAGGAAUAUAAACCACCAUUCUUCAUGUAUAUUAGACCAACUAAAGGAACACCUGGAUUCAAAUGUACUACUACAUGCAAUCUGUAUUAAUGGACAAAAGUAUAAAUAACCCAUAGUGCGUCAAAAAUAUUCUCUCACAGCAAGAGGUUCUCUGGUUCGAUUCCUGGCUGGAUCACCUUCUGUGCAGUCUGCAUGUCCUCCCUGUGGUCGAGCGAAUUUUAAAGGCAUGC